Molecule: messenger RNA, 965 nt
Organism: Oreochromis aureus
Lineage: Eukaryota; Metazoa; Chordata; Actinopteri; Cichliformes; Cichlidae
Product: glutathione S-transferase omega-1-like
Exons: 6
Coding region: 127-846 (239 amino acids)
Biological process (GO): glutathione metabolic process
Cellular component (GO): cytoplasm
Molecular function (GO): glutathione transferase activity; glutathione dehydrogenase (ascorbate) activity
Source: RefSeq, a predicted model, not a curated record
AUGGCAGACUGAUUGGACACGCCCACAAGUGUAUAAAUGAAAAGUUGAGAAGCACUGUUCACUGACACCACUCUGAGAUCGGUCCGUUCCAAGCCCUUUGUUUCACACAUUACUUCAAGUGCCAUCAUGUCUGCUGAAAAGUGUCUCGCUAAAGGUAGCGCUGCCCCUGGCCCAGUCCCUAAAGACUACAUCAGGGUUUACAGCAUGAGGUUCUGCCCUUUUGCCCAGAGGGCCAGACUAGUGCUCAAAGCCAAAGGAAUCAAGUACGAAACCAUAAACAUCCACCUUAAAGAAAAACCAGAGUGGUACCUUAAAAAGAAUCCAUUAGGUCAGGUCCCAACACUGGAGACACCUGCUGGUGAGGUGAUAUAUGAGUCACCCAUCACCUGUGAAUACCUGGAUGAAGUUUACCCUGAAAAGAAGCUGCUUCCCUCCUCUCCCUUUGCUAAAGCUCAGCAAAAGAUGAUGCUGGAGCACUUUUCCAAAGUGAUACCGUACUUCUACAAGAUCCCAACAGGUAGAAAGAAUGGAGAGGAUGUCUCCGGACUGGAAGCUGAUCUGAAAGAAAAGUUUGCCAAGUUAAAUGCGUACCUCGUUAACAAGAAGACCAAGUUCUUUGGUGGUGAUUCUAUAACAAUGAUCGACUACAUGAUGUGGCCGUGGUUUGAGAGGGCGGAGGCAUAUCAGUUCAAACAGUUUCUGGAUGGCACACCUGAGCUGAAGAAGUGGACAGAACUCAUGCUGCAGGACUCGGCUGUCAAAGCCAUCAUGUUCAGCCCAGACGCCCACAAGGCCUUCUUCAAGACCUUCCUUGAUGGAAACCCAGAUUUUGACUACGGCCUGUAGGAAGUUAUUGAUGAGAGUAUCAAACAAAACCUUCAGCCUUCCUUUAAUGUUACUUUGUUACUUUUAUGUUAUUGUAAAGAGCAAUAGUGACUGUUUUCAAUAAAAAUUUGUCCAUGAAA